UGUGAGGAAUUAUUUUAUUAAAGUGGAAUAGUAACAUUUCUAAACUAGAAAUUGACAGGCAAAUAAAUUUAGCUUAAAAUACUAUUAGUAUUUGUUGGUUAUAUAAAAUAAAAAAAAAUCAAUAUCUUUUUGCUCGCAAGUGAACCUUACUUUAUUUAAGAAAAUGCCAAAAAAAAGUAAAAGAUCUCAGUCUGCUAAGACACGCUGGCUUAAGUUUGAGGAUAUUCAGGAAUGUCUACAUGACAAUUCACAAAAUCUCACAGAGAAAUCUGCAGACGUCCAGACUGGUAAGAAAGAAAAGCCUUCCUGUGAACCAAAUAUCACAUAUGCUGAUGCAGUGAAGAAGAAACUGAAGCUUGAUGCUCCAUGUGAGGCAGGACCAUCUCAUGCAGGUGAAAUGAAAACAACAGGUGUGAGGAGAGAGAAACCAGAAUCCUCACUGACAUCUUAUGCUGAUGCUGUGAAAAGAGGACAACUCUGUGAUGAACUUUGUGCAGCCAAACCUUCACCUGCUCAACAUGUAAAUGAACCAUCCCAACCUUCUGUGAGACAACUGUGUGCUUCUUGGAGCCAGGCUUCUGGGAGAUAUGGAAAAUACAAAAACAUGCAGUGCACCUGUAACUCUCUGACAUUUCUGGCUUUUCUAUGUGAAGAUGAGAACAUCACCACAGCUGACCUUGACCUGGUUUUAGAUAAAGGUAAUUCCAUGUACACAGAUGCCAGAAAAAGAUUCCCUGCUGACAACCACCUUGCCACUGAUCAACUUCCUGAGACGGUACCUGCUCGCAGGUGUGUGUAUGAUGCAGACAUGUCAGUUCUGUCACGUUAUGGCACUUUUGGAGACCCUCCUCCUGGAUCAGUGGAUGAAUUCCUGAGGUUUGAUGCUGGACUUGCUUGUUUGCAAACAGAAAUUCAGUACGCUCUACUGAUAAUGUUGGAUUUGUGCAUUGCUGUGUUCAGAACCAGUUCUGGAAGAUUUGGUUUCUUUGACCCCCACUCCAGAAGCCCAGAUGGUUUACCCACUCCACCUGACAUGUUUGACAGAGAAAGUGGUACAGCUGUGAUGCUGACAUUCACAACUCUCCUUGAAAUGAUUGACUGGCUCUCUUUAUGUUACUCUAUGAAUGGAGCACAGCCCUCAAGUGUGUACGAACUGAAACCUGUGAAGUUUCUAUGCAACAUCCCUAUUAUGAACGAGAGUGUCCCAGUUCCAGAGUCCAGAACACCUGAUGUCUGUGUUACACCCUCUCUGAUGAAUGAUGAUCAUCAAGAUGCCAAAUUGACGAGACACACUGACCCAGAGAUUGAUGAGAACAUUUGUUCAUCUGAAAUGAAUAAUCAUCAAGAUGUGGACAUGCUGGUGGAUUAUAUAACCUCCAUGUUGGAUGAUGUUUCUCAGACCCAGUCAGAGCCAAGGACUAAUGCAAUGAACAUUUGUUUAAAGAAAACAUCUGGAAGCAAAGUGAAUGACCCUUCCACUCUCAAUGAUUUAAACUCUGUUACACAACAAAACGUCGCAUUGCCCCAGAGUGAAUCUGAAAUUCCACUUCAUAUGAUCACCUGUCAGUCACAACAAACUGGUCUCAAACAAACAAAUACCUGCAAUACUGCAGAAAAACAGAGAGUUUGUAAAAUGUCAAAGAUUCCUAAACAACUACGAAGGAAAAUGAUGAGAAGGCAGACACGGUCUCAAACAAAAUCUUCUGAUAGAAAAGAGAAUCAAAAAAAGAAAGAACGAGAGCUCUAUUCUUCAAAUGAUGAAUACAAACAAAAGAAAAAAUUGUAUUCAAGAAAACAUUAUUUUUCUAAUCCUGAAAUCAGACAAAUAAAGAAAAAAAUGAUAAAAGCUAAGUAUAAAGAAAAUGAAGAGUUCAAAAACAGGCAAAAAUAUAAUAAAAUGGAACGCUAUAAAAAAGAUUCUCUAUUUAGAAUGACAAAGAAGAAAUAUAUGAUUGAUCGUUACAAAAGAGAUUCUGAAUUUAGGGAGAAACAAAAAAAACAUUUUAAGUGUCUAUAUCAAAUGCAGGAUGAAUACAGAGAGAAGAAAAAAAUGUCCCUAAAAACUCGGUAUCAAGAUGAAUUUGAUUACAGAGAAAUGAAAAAACGUUGUUUUGUGGUACGAUACAAAACCCAGCCAAACUUUAGACAGAAAAAGAAUUUCUACAUCAAUCAACAGUAUAAACUUAACCCUGGCUUCAGGGAGCGCCAAAAGUCUUACAUGAUUCAGCGUUAUGCUAAUGACCCAGCAUUCAGAAUAAAACACAAACAGUUAAUGAAGGAAAGCUACAGAAAUAAUCUUGGACAUCGUGCUAUGACUAACAUGAUUGCCAUGAAAAUAAAAAGAAAAUACAGACAAAUGCAUAAACGAGCAGAAGAGAGAGAUGACCCUUUGAUUACAGAAGCCAUUUCUGUUUUCAGAACAAAUGUUAAAAUUUCUCCGACUUACGUCUGCACUUCCUGUCAUAAAGCUUGUUUCAAAAACCAAGUGAAACCUUGCAUCAGGUCAAAUUACAGUAAAAACCCCCAGAUCAUUUCACAGUGUCUGACAGGCAAAUAUGUUCAUGUCUGUGAAGAAGGCUGCAUAAAUGAUCAAUGUAAAGUUCCUGAGAGAAGAACAGAACACAUCUGUCACACAUGUCAUAAUUAUCUAAAAAAUGGAUCCAUGCCUCCACUUGCUGUUGCUAACAAACUGGAGCUUUUUGAUGUGCCAGAAGAAUUAUCAGAUCUAAACAUUCUUGAAAGGCAUUUGGUUGCGAAAUGUUUACCAUUUGCAAAAAUCAUUCCCCUACCUAAAGGCAGACAGAAUUUAAUAAGAGGAAAUGUGGUUUGUGUUCCAUCUGAAGUUCAGGAAACUGUUGAAAUAUUACCACGAUUAAGAAGUGAAUCUCAGGUCUUAAGGGUCAAGUUAAAGAGACGUUUAUGUUAUAAAGGUCAUCAGCUGUUCCAGAACGUGACCUGGUCUAAACUCAUGAGAGCUUUAAAGACAUUGAAACAGAUUCAUCCACAAUAUCAAAGUGUAAACAUCAGAGAUGAAGCAGAACUGUGUGAUCCUACACUGCCAGAUGAUGAAGAUGAUGAUGUAAGGAUGGAAGAUGAAGAUUAUGAUGAAGCUGAUUUAAUGGAAAUUGACAUGUGUGAAAAGGUUGCACUGACUGAAGCAGAACACGAAGCUAACCGUGAACAUGAUGUAGAAAUGAACCAGCCAAGUGAAGGACAGGAACACCAUGAGAGAAANGAGGAUUUAAUGGAAAUUGACAUGUGUGAAAAGGUUGCACUGACUGGAGCAGAACAUGAAGCUAACAGUGAACAUGAUGUAGAAAUUAACCAGCCAAGUGAAGGACAGGAACACCAUGAGAGAAAUGAUCAUGAUAAUGAUGAACAAGAAGGAGACAUGCCUAAUG
Molecule: messenger RNA, 3401 nt
Organism: Oryzias melastigma (Indian medaka)
Lineage: Eukaryota; Metazoa; Chordata; Actinopteri; Beloniformes; Adrianichthyidae
Exons: 2
Source: RefSeq, a predicted model, not a curated record